Molecule: messenger RNA, 2046 nt
Organism: Coprinopsis cinerea okayama7#130
Lineage: Eukaryota; Fungi; Basidiomycota; Agaricomycetes; Agaricales; Psathyrellaceae
Exons: 4
Coding region: 1-2046 (681 amino acids)
Molecular function (GO): zinc ion binding
Source: RefSeq, a predicted model, not a curated record
AUGCCUUCCGAGGCCGUUGAACUCAUCCAGGAGUACCUGGAUUUCCUCCGCCCUGGAGAGAUGGUUCCAAGGAUCCAAGCAACAUACCCUGAAGUCACGGCAAACCAGGUCCAUACCGCAUGGCGGGAGCUCAGCAAAGCACAUUGGUAUCGAGCCGAACAGCAACUGGAAUCUGUCACAAUUCUUCUUGGCGAAUCACGGUUUCAUGACGACAUUGAUGUCUUCCAAUUGUCGGAUGUACCUGACGGGGUGGAUAUUGUUGCAUGGGGGAUGAAGAAGAUUGCUGGAUCCCUUGAGGGAUCCAUCGUUGAGAUUGGAAUGGAUGCUACUUAUAACACGAACUCGAAGCAUUUGGAAUUGUAUAGCAUCAUGGCUGAAUAUGAUAACGCUGGCUAUCCGUUGUGCUAUUGCCUCCUCACAACAGCGACCGCGAUCGAUCAGAAGAAACGGACCAAAUCACUGGCAUCAUUUGCCUCGGCAUGCAAGAAGAUGUAUGGCGUUGAACCCACGUUCGCCCAUCUGGACAAGGACAUGGCGGAGAUUGGGUGUGUCAAGGAGGUCUGGCCCAAGGCGAAGACAAACAUUUGCUGGUGGCACCUUGACCGUGCCGUCAGCAAGCGCUUGUCAACGAACAAGCUCCAGACGACCCCUUACAAGUUACAACGCCAGCCGUGCUCAUCUACCGACAUCGCCGACUACGAGGGAGGACUUCCCGAGGACAUUACCCCUCCGGCGGUUCCGUCGGCACUCACAGCAGGAAGGCAACCAGGGGUUGGCCUCACAAUCCGUGUGCCCGCCCUCACCCAAAAGCCACCACUCACACAGCCUCAAGCAACGGAAACCACUGCGCCCGACACAGAGCUAAGCCCCAGCGUAAAGCCAGAAGGCGGUCAGCAAGCCCCGCCUGCCCGGAGCAGCCAACGGAUCUUCUGCCCCGCAGAGCACCGGCCAAAAAUACGGCGACUGAUGGAAAAGCAUUACUGCGCCCAUCCACUCAUCCCUGGCGAGUCUGGGCCGACAACGACAGAAAUAAAACGAUGGGCGGUAUCGCAAAUGUAUAUGUAUUGCAUAUCGAAUGAGCUACCGGAGGUGUGGGCCUACUUGUGGGAGAACUGGUACCGAGAGGGACGAUGGGAGCUGUGGGCGAGAUCGGUGCAUAGCCAGAUACCGGUCCUGAAGACAACGAUGAUACUGGAGGCGCACUGGAGACGCAUCAAACGUGAUUUCCUCAAUAAAUUCCAUAUGCCCCGUUGCGACCUCCUCGCCUGGAUACUUGUCACGAAACUGGCGCCGACGUAUUACCGGAAACUUGCGAGGGUGUUCACCGAUACAGGGCGUUACCGAGAGCUAGCUAGCUGGAGGAAAGAUUUCAAAAAACGAUGGAGGGCGCUUGAGACCAGGCCCAUCACACAACCAAUGAAUGAUGCUUACCGGCCAGACGUAGCACUGUGGGUGUGCACUUGCCCCUCAUUUGCGACCAGCCGAUUCCUCCUCUGCAAACACCUCAUCCAAAGAGUCCACCCUGUCCCUGCUCUCUUCUUCGCCGAAGUGAAACGCGCCCGAACAACACCAUUCUGGAGCCACUCAACGUUGAUCCCGCUGGCAAGUGACGACAUCGAUUCGGAGCCAUGCGAUGACGGACAGCCGGAGCCCAACGAAUGCAACGACGAGGAAGUCCGUUCUGUAUAUUCGGAUGAGUCUGACAUUGACGAAGAAUUGGAAAAUUUCGUACCAAUGCCCGGUGGUGGAGCGACCUUCGAAGAAGCGAUGCACGAAAAAAUAAAACUUAUUCGUGACUUUGCGGAUGGUCUUGAGUAUCAGAUUCAAUUCCGAGAUGACAGACUGCUGCAUACCUUGGAGCGGCAGGGAGCUGCAUUUCUGCGACUGGCAUUGGAGUGUUUGGAGAAAGAGAAGAGGAUGCGAGCAACGAGGGGGCCCAACCCGUUGACGUGGGACAGUUCCACGACAAAUGCGAUGUUUUACCGCAGUCGUCCGAACAAUUCCCGAGCCGUCGACAUAACCCAUCAAACUCUGUUCUCAAAAUAG